Molecule: messenger RNA, 306 nt
Organism: Racocetra persica
Lineage: Eukaryota; Fungi; Glomeromycota; Glomeromycetes; Diversisporales; Gigasporaceae
Source: the annotation of a GenBank genome assembly
GAAUUUAUUAAAAGAUUGAGUGAUUGUCUCAAUUUGUCUGAUGUUCAUAAUUGUAGCGAGUGUUUUUUGGCCCACUCUCACGAUAUACCAUGCCAAAACUUUGACGCAAACCUACCAGAAAUUUCUUGUUCAUAUCACAGUAAUGCUUCCGACUUUGUUGGUGUAUUAUGGAUAAGCGCCGCUUUGCCAGACAACCUACGAUUAGAAACUGUUCAAUUUGUAUUUUUCACUGCGACUUACGCUAUAAUUUCCACAUCGUCGCACCCAAUGCCAGGAGAAAGGGGCUGGCCAUUGCUGGCAUUUUAA